Messenger RNA from Ilyonectria robusta, 1026 nucleotides. Its product is annotated as iron permease FTR1/Fip1/EfeU. Gene Ontology annotation, cellular component: plasma membrane; high-affinity iron permease complex. Gene Ontology annotation, molecular function: ferrous iron transmembrane transporter activity. Bases 1 to 1026 code for a protein of 341 amino acids. The record is from RefSeq and is a predicted model, not a curated record. The transcript has 4 exons. Gene Ontology annotation, biological process: iron ion transmembrane transport. NCBI's taxonomy places the organism in Eukaryota, Fungi, Ascomycota, Sordariomycetes, Hypocreales, Nectriaceae.
AUGGGACUCGAGCUGUUUUCCGUCCCCGUCUUCGUCGUCGUCUUCCGCGAGACGCUCGAGACGGCCAUCAUCGUCUCCGUGCUGCUGGCCUUUCUCAAGCAGACGCUCGAUGGCUCGCAGCGCGAUCCCAAGCUCUACCGGGCGCUGCGCACGCAGGUCUGGUUGGGCACCGCCGUCGGAUUCUCCCUUUGCCUCAUCGGCUCCGGUGUAAUCAUCGGCAUCUUCUACCUGCUCGGCACAGACGCCUGGGCGGAUCAUGAAUACUACUAUGAGGCCGUCUUCUCCAUCAUCUCAUCCGUCAUCAUCACCAUCAUGGGCGGCGCCCUGCUGCGCAUUGGCAACAUGCAGGAAAAGUGGCAGGCCAAGCUGGCCAAGGCCAUCGAGUCGCCCGUCCAAGCCAGCGGAAAGCGGGCCUGGUUCGUCAACAUGUUUGAGAAGUACGCCAUGUUUGUGCUGCCCUUCAUCACCGUCCUCCGUGAGGGUAUCGAGGGCAUCGUCUUCGUCGCCGGCGUGUCCUUUUCAGCACCCGUCUCUGCCGUCCCGCUCCCUGUCGUCUUUGGCUUGUUUUUCGGUGCCCUCGUUGGUUAUGGCCUGUACAAAGGUGGAUCUAUGGCCCGGCUUCAGCCCUUCCUUGUUGCAUCUACCUGCCUCCUGUACAUGGUCGCUGCCGGUCUCUUUUCCCGAGCCAUCUGGCUCAUUGAGCAGCAGCAGUGGAACAAGGUUGUCGGCGGCGAUGCUGCUGAGCUCGGCGACGGCCCUGGUUCCUAUGACAUCGACCGAAGCAUCUGGCACGUUAACUGCUGUAACCCUCAGCUGAACGGUGGAGGUCCCUGGGCCAUCCUUAACGCCGUCGUUGGCUGGAACAACUCAGCUACCUACGGUUCCGUCCUUGCCUACAACAUCUACUGGCUCAUCGUCAUUGCCCAGUUCAGCGCCAUGCGGUUCCGCGAGGAUCACGGCCGCUGGCCUCUCACGAAGGGCAAGGCCUUGGAGGAUGACGAGCAGGACCUCAUCCGGGACGACUAG